Molecule: messenger RNA, 2784 nt
Organism: Aspergillus thermomutatus
Lineage: Eukaryota; Fungi; Ascomycota; Eurotiomycetes; Eurotiales; Aspergillaceae
Product: WD repeat protein
Exons: 3
Coding region: 1-2784 (927 amino acids)
Biological process (GO): positive regulation of rRNA processing; positive regulation of transcription by RNA polymerase I
Cellular component (GO): nucleolus
Molecular function (GO): RNA binding; protein binding
Source: RefSeq, a predicted model, not a curated record
AUGUCAGGCUCGAGUCUCGCAACAGGACAUGCAAAAAGAUCCAGGACGAGCGAUGCACUGCGCACUGAGAAGGAUAGAAUCAAGCGUCGUCGAUUUUCCAAGGGCGUACUUGAUGUUACUGAAGACGUACAAUUAGCUGCUAAAGGAAAUACGAGUGAGAAUAACACUCAGAAUACCCUUUCUCUCACACAAGAUACUUCUGCGCAUGGUCGUGAGCAGCAGUCGAAAUUCUCCCGCGAAAAAUGGUGUCUUUCAAGUCCAGUUGGCGGGCAGUAUAGCAAUCUUAACCCGAUUAUUACUGCGGAUGAAGAGUAUCUCCUUGUCGGGACUGAGACAGCAAUUCAUGUUCAUUCGAUUGGGACCUCUUGCCGGUCUCGUACAUUACAGUUGAAGGAUGGUCAAAAAGUCGUUGGUUACAAUCUUUGCUCUGAAAACCCGCAACAUCUUUAUAUCAUCACUUCCACUGGUUGGGUGAGCAAGUGGGAUUGGCUUUCUGGAGAUCAAAUUGCUUCUUGGGAUUUGGCCAGAGAGACACUUCUUGCUGAAUUAUGCUCUCCUGAGUUCGCAAAAAUCAGGUCUGGACUUCUCUUUUCUCUGCGGGGGCGCAAGGACGGAAAGAGGCAAAUCACAAUCACCUUAUUAAAUGGCGAAGCACCGCGCGACGUUGUUGUCUUUGAAACGACCCAACGAAUAGACAAUUUCAGGGUUUUCAGACAGGGACAAGCGAUAGUCGCAUGGGCUGGUCAGCGCCUUCUGCUUGGCACCAGGGAGUUUAACACGCCAGACCUGUCAACUCUGCAGUACACCUGGAGGGAGGUCGUUCUGCCCGUCCGUGUCACUUGCAUUGAUAUUCGAGAGAGCAGUGCACCAAAUCGAACAAUAUCAGAGGGCUCGCACGAUAACAAGCUAGAAACGAUGGACCUUGUUUUGGGUGAAUCUGGUGGCUCGGUCUUAAUCUAUCUUGACUUUCUUGCUCUUUUCCCUACUGAUGGCAUUGGCUCAGACGAUAGUAAGGACCUGGCUCCUCGACGGCUGCAUUGGCAUAGAGGUCCCGUCAAUGCAGUCCGUUGGUCAAAGGAUGGCGGGGAUGAGUCAGUCAUGGUGCUAUGGCAAUUGGACACGGGACGCAAGCAGUUUUUACCUCAUCUCUCGUCACCUAUUUGCAAUCUAGUCGUUUCCACAACUGGGAAAGCAUACAUUGUUAAGCUUGCUGACAACUGUAUCAUGGUGCUGUCCGCGACAGAGCUGCAACCUUAUGCUACUAUCACUGGCCUACAGCUUUGCCCCAAAGCCAACAACAAGCCCACCGAUGCAACUCUGGCAGAGUCGCGUAUCUUCUUUCAACCUCCUGCAGCCGUAUUGCACCCACAAUUCCCUGAUCGGCUUCUAGUGGCGGUACCAGCUUCGCGUCAUGCCAAACGGGAUUAUCAUUCUGUUACGAGUUCGUGCGUGCUACAGACGUACGAUAUCCGCACCAACUCUCAAAUAUCCAGACAAGCCCUUGCACGGACCAAUGCGACGACUUUGAGGAUCAGUCCAGAGGGGACCGAAAUUGUUGCUCCGGACGUCAGCCACCUUGACAUAUGUCAGGAUGGAAAGUGGAUGGCGACGAUCGAUGACUGGAUACCGCGCCCCGAAGAUAUCAGGGCUCUUGAACCGAACAGCACUCCGACAGGCAGCCAUACGGUUUAUCGGGAAACAUACCUCAAGUUUUGGAGAUGGAACGAAUUGUCCAAUAUGUGGGAGUUAGCCACACGUAUCGACAGUCCUCACUCCUUCGACUGCGCUUCGGUGCCCAUUCUGGAUCUCGCGUCCAGACCGUACAGUCAUGAAUUUGCAACAGUAGGUUGUGAUGCCGUGCUCCGCUUCUGGUGCGCGAGUAACAGGCCCCGCCUGGGAUUGGAAACAAAACAUCCAGAACACCAAUAUCAGACCUGGAAAUGCCGAGGUACUAUCGACUUAAAAGGCCAAUUUAUUGUUGGCGAAACCGAGCCUGCAAAUGCAGCUUGUAUGGGGUUUUCAGAGGACGGGUCGGUGCUUGCUAUUUGCAUGCAAACCAGAUCCAGUCCGGACUCCGGCCUCGUUGUUCUGGUGGAUAUGCAGAAUUGCAAAAUUCACCACAGUAGGGUAGGGGUUUACUCGGGUCGUCCGUGUGCGGCCAGAUUCUUGGGGCGCUAUCUUGUUGUUCUAUCACAGCAUUCGGCGCAUAUCUGGGAUACAGUUGGCGAUAUAGUCAGAACGACCACGUCAUCAGCCGUUCAGGAUGACACUCUCUCCGACGAUCAACUUCUGGCAGUGAGCUCAAAGUCGCAAACCUGUGCCGUUGCCACGAAAGUCCCACAACAUCUGGGCGGAACCAGAAGAACAACCGGAUCUCAGUUCGAUAUACGAGUCUAUGAUGUGCAGACCUUGUCCCUGCUUACUCGACAAUCCUUGAAGCAUUGUCCGGUAUCCCUACUUUCAGAUCCACUCACUGGGGAUUACAUCAUCGUUGAUGCCAUGGCCAAUGUGCAACGCCUCAGUUGCUCAGAUAAAGCUCCUCAAUCAAUACCGCAAUCCAAGGAUGGCACAUCUCACAAUCACGGGAUUGGGAGCUUAUUUGGAAUACGGUCUCGCGACAUCAGUCGGCAUCCUCGUCUUCAAGCGCGACCUCUUGCAGUCAGCGGAAGCUCUUCAGCUCUGCAGUCAGCUGGGCUACCCGGAGUCUUUAGUGAUAUUCCCCCAUUUGUGUUGCCUCCCACUAGUGUUCUCUUCAAAAGUGUGGUGCAAAAUCUUACAACUUGA